AGAUCUUCUGGUUUCUCACACUCUAGAGUACAGGAGUGAAGCAGAUAGCUGUUCUGCCUUUCUCCCUCUCUCUGCAACGGACGAUGUCUUUGUUUCUAUCCACACCAUCAGCUCUUCUUAUCUACCAUAACAAAACCUUGGGUAUUCGCACCCACACCGUCUCCACAACAGCAACCACAACGAAGAAAAUAAGAGUUGUGAAACCCCACAUCCCUCGCUUCACCGCUCAGAUCGCAGACCUCGCUCCUGCUGCCUCCGCAGUCUACGGAACUCUCCUCUUGGGAGGCGGUCUCUUCGCAUAUACAAGAUCGAAAAGCAAGGGUUCGCUUCUUGGAGGUGUGUCGGGAGCUAUUCUGAUGGCAACGGCUUAUUUUCUUAUGCAAGUGCCUGAGACAAAAGAUCUUGGUGAUGCCCUUGGAUUUGGAUCCGCCUUCAUCUUUUCUUCUGUAUUUGGUAUACGCUUGGCAGCGACUCGUAAAUUAAUUCCUGCAGGGCCUUUACUGGGUCUUUCUGUUUGUGCAUUGGCUGUGUUUAUCUCAGCCUAUCUGCAAGACAGGAUCUAAUCCUGGUCACGUUUUGAGGUCUCUCGCUAGGACAUCGGCAACGUUUUGCACAUAAAUGUUAACGGUAUAAAGAGAUGUAAGAGUGUCUGUGUGCACCUCUGUAACUUCUGUUGUUCUGUAAGCUGAGUGUAUUUUUUUUUUUUUUUUUUUAAAUUUUAUUUUUAACCUUUGCAUUGUAUAUGCCCUUCGUGUUUGUGGAUUUACUAGUACUUUCUGAUUUUUGUCUUAUGUGCGGUGUUUACUGCUUUU
Messenger RNA from Magnolia sinica, 812 nucleotides. Its product is annotated as protein FATTY ACID EXPORT 4, chloroplastic. Gene Ontology annotation, cellular component: membrane. The transcript is spliced from 4 exons. Bases 84 to 563 code for a protein of 159 amino acids. The record is from RefSeq and is a predicted model, not a curated record. NCBI's taxonomy places the organism in Eukaryota, Viridiplantae, Streptophyta, Magnoliopsida, Magnoliales, Magnoliaceae.